Messenger RNA from Porites lobata, 14539 nucleotides. NCBI's taxonomy places the organism in Eukaryota, Metazoa, Cnidaria, Anthozoa, Scleractinia, Poritidae. The record is from the annotation of a GenBank genome assembly.
CACCGGAGUUCAACCAUGGCGGAAAGCUGGUGUUACGAAGCGAAAAUUACCUUUUGGGUUUUGAAAUUAUUCCAAGAGUGUUGAACGAAGCAAAGCAGAUAACCACACGGCUUUCGACGGGCUACUCUAUUGAAAAAAUUUAGACGCGUGAACGUAUUGUGCUCAAUUCGCGGCAACAGAUGUAAAGGAAUAAUUUAGCGGAAACCUCGUACUGAUUUGCCCGAAAAUCGUUUGAGUAGAAGGUGUGUGUUUGUGUGACUUCAUCUCUGACCAUGAGCUCAGCACACGGAGGCAGACGAAGACCGCUUACUAGGACCACGUCCUCUUCAGAAGACCAGGCUCUGAAUCAAAUUGCACGAGAGGUAAGCUAAUGUUUUAAAGCGGCAUUUUAUAUGUAGUAAUCAAUUAUUUGAUUUUGUGCAACCGUCUUUUGCACAUCACUAGAAACCGGUCAUAAACCUUCACUUAAGAAGUGAAGAAAUGCAACGUUGGCGGGCUGUCUAGUUUAUUUUAGCUCUUUAGAGGGCAACAUCUCCUAUAUUCUAAUUGAAUAAAUAACAUUCUGAGUUGACGUACAUUUCAUGUACGGAUGUCAGUUUCAAUGACAAGUUUGAAUCAACAGCAAAAGUCACGAUUUGCCGCUGUUAAUUUCAGUUCAUUUGCAAACUAACCAGACACUUACAAAAUGUUUGUGCUAAACUGGAUAGUUAUUUUGUUUUUCGCUUUAGUAUUGUUAAGCUUUAUUCAUGUUUUUUGCCGUCUCUCUAUGCGUCAAGGGCGUGUGUGAAUGUCUUAACAAACAUUGUUUAUUAUUUACGAUACUACUCCCUGGUGGACUUCUUCGUCGUAUUUAUAAUCGCCCUACUUUCGUUAUUUCUUGCUAGUUUAUCUCAACUGUUAAUAAAGGACUCCAGCUGUUCUUGAAUAUAAUUAAAACCACUUGUACUGCUCCUAAAAUAUAAUUUUGCAAUAAUCAUGGCACUAAAUUAUAAAGAAGGCAACAUUUAAAAUUUCAUUCCAUACAGUAUUUCAACCAGAACACUGACAUAUCUGCAAACUACAUGGACCACACAAAAAAUUAUGAGAAGUACAUUCAAUGCUGGUGAUUAAACAUGGAAACUUUUUCCUUUUGUAAAGUAUAAUUUUCUACAUCAUGCAAGGUUUAUGCCGUCUUGUCUAAUUGUUUAUAAAACUGUUUUGGAAAAAUUCUCCAGACAUAUUAAAUAUAUCAUAAAUAUUUUAAUUUGAAACCCAAGACUGACUCUGCAAUUUAAUAAAACAUGCAUAAAUCAUUAAUUUUCUGUUUAGCCUUGGCCAUGGAGUAUAUUUGGACAAUAUUUUAUGAAUAUUCACUAUAUAUGGACACCCCUUUGUAGCUAAGUUUUUAUCUCAGGUAAUUUUUGUUUUUCUUUUUUGCGGGGUAUGAUAUUGUAUGCUAAUGAAGUUGAAACAAAGGAAAAAUAAAAAUUACCUGAGCUAGAAAUUUAACCACAACAUUUAAUACAGACGUGCAGACAAAGGAUAGUUUUUCGGUGGGUGUCCAAUUAACAGAUACACAAAGUUAAGGGGCAUAAGACUUAACAGCUGACAAGUGUCAAAUAGUGCACUUGCAUUUCUUUGUUCAAAUGAAAAUGACAAAGUGGGAAGCAUGCAAAGCAUAGAUCUUUUGCUUUUUUACUUGUUUCAGCCAUGUAUAAAUCUUAACAAGGGCUAAAAAAAGGGCUUGGGCAAGGCAUUUUAAAGACCAUCUGUGAUUACACAGAUUUGUUGAUGCAGCAUAUCUUUGUGUAUUGUGACAUCAUGAUAUCUUUGUUCAAAUAUCAAUAUUUGUAUUGUCGAAAAAAACCCAGGGUUCACUAAUAUGUCAGUGUCUUUGCAGCCCAAGUCAGACAUUGCAGGACUCCAAAAAAGUCCUGUCCAGUAGUCCAGGACAUGUAGAGUUUUUUGCUGGGCAGGUGACUUUUAACCCUUUAAACCCUAAGAGUGAUCAGCAUCAAAUUUCUCCUUGUAAUAUCAAUGCUUUGUAAAACAGAGUGGUAAUGAGAAUUACGAACAUGAUCACACAAGAUGAAUUUACUUGAUAUUCUAUUAACUUCUCCCCAUUACUUCUGUAGGAAACAAACAGGGGUAACAAAUGGGAAUUCAAAUUUUGAUCUUGGGGUUUAAAGGGUCCAGGCAAGUCAUCUUUUAAAAAAGUCAUUAACUACGAUGAGAACGAAGUGGCCCCAGGUGAGCAAAAGAGGAGAGCUGCUUGCCUAAAGGACAAGCUGGACAAGUUUGUUUUAACCCUGCACUGAAUAUUUUUUUGUAUUCUCAUUUGAAGGCUGAGGCCCGCUUGGCAGCCAAAAGGGCAGCAAGAGCUGAGGCACGAAGUAUUCGUCUGAAGGAACUUGAACGUCAGCAACAAGAAGGCGAAAAUGUAUGUCUAUGGAGUCAUACUUUGCUGUUAUUACAGACAGUGGAUAUUUGUACAUUCAUUGUUUGCAGCUUUAUUUAAACUUAUUUUGGUUGUGUACCAAGAUAAAUCCCCCAUUUUACAUGUCUUUCUUUUGGUCAAAAUUGCCAGACAGGGUGAUUGCACUUAAUUUGAAGUUUCUUGUCAAGUAUGUCUAGUUCAUUUUGUUAAUACUGCCAAUUACAGUACACUUCCUUUUAUUGAAGAAAUAUUUUGUAAAUAACAAAAUCACAGCUUCUUGUCCAACAAAAAUGGAUCCUAAAUAUUACAUGAAAUGUCACAAACUGCAAAAAAAAAAAAACUUUUGAAAACUUUGAGUAAAAAGUUUUCAAAACCUACAAUAAAUAUAUAUGACCAUGAGUUUCAUCUUUCUCAAGUUCAUCCAUCCUUACCUUCAUUGUAUUUGCCUUGUCAUUUAUACCUACUUUUAAUGAUGUGAGUGGUUAUUUUUAUAUUUCAUCCAGUUGGGCGGCAGUUUCUACUGUUUGAAUUUGGAUAAAUUUUGAUACUGAGCUCUUUUAAUACAGUCGACUCCUGAUAAUUCAAACCGUUUAGGGAAAUAGAAAAAGUUUGAGUUAUCGGGAGUUUGAGUUAUCAAGGGUAAAAUUAAAUGGAAAAUGACCUGAAGGGAAAUGAAAAUUACUUCGAGUUAUAGAGGGUUUGAGUUACCGGGAGUCGACUUUAUUACACAGAUGCCUACUUCAAAACUUUCUGAAAACUUGUUUUUCUGCUGACAGUUUAUCAUAAACAAUGUAUUAAUGCACACAGAUUCACAAAUAAAGUUCAUGUUGAAAAAGACUGGUUUACUUCACAGGUAGAUGAUGAUGAUCAGUCUGCAAAUGAGGAACCACCCAUUCCACCUGCAAGAAAGAAGGUACAGACUGUAACUGAACUAGUCUAGAACUGUUUUUUACAAGAGUGUAUUAAUUCUGACUUCACUAGCACAAGACAUUCAACGUGAACGUGAAUACUUCAUUGAGACAUUCAGUUAUCCGAUGUGGGUUUAUCUGUAGGUGCAUCAAAUUUACUACAUUUAUGGAUCCUUACAAAAUAGUGUUACAGGUUCUAGGCUAGGAUCUGUGUCCUGUCAAACACAGGGCUCCAAGCUGCAACUAUGACAAAGAGAAAAAUAAAAACAUUUCUUAACUAAAAUUGCAGCAGAGUCACCAAUUUGAUGUCCUGUCUUCAACAGUCAUAUGCUAAGCUGCAGUGCUUUUGUUAGCAGUGUUUAUAGACUUUUUUAGCUAAAGGUAGAUCAACAUUUUGCUCCUCAUGCCCCAAUUGCACUGUGGUCACUAUACCCUUGCAGUGCAUCUUACAAAAAGUUCAGUUCCUACAUUCGAUGAUGGAUUUUAGGUUACUUUGUUUUUCAAACAAGGUAACUAGAUAGUACGAGAAACACCAUUGCAGUAUAGCAUGGAGAGAGACUGAUGUUGAAUAAUGCAAAAAUCCCGUUAAAAGAUUAAAUAGACCACAAACAUCCCAUAUCAACCUGCAGGCCAAUGAAGUUAAUAAUCAGUUUCAUGUCCUCUUUUGUUCUUUUUUUAAGGUUCCAGUUGCGAGAUCAAUUUCUGCUGGUCCCAUAAGCCCUGUCAGCAAGGACCAGAGCAUUGAUAUGAAUGGACCAGUAGUACCUGAGAAAGUCCUCAAGAGUAUUCAGGUUUGAACUGAUGGUUAAGUCUAGUUAUUGUGGGCUCCUCUUGUCACCCACAGUCGUACUUUCCAGGUUGUUAUUAUGCAUGAACGGCACGUAUGUAGCCAGCUUAGUUUGGACUUCCACAAUGAAUGAAUGGAAUGCACAGAAUGCAAUCUGAUCACCCUCAUUUAUACUCUCUAUCACUCAUGAUCUGAUCACCCAUAUUUUGACCAUCUAUCAUGUGAAACAUACACAAAGCACAAUGUGGGAGCAAAAGCGUUUUGCCCUUUAGCUGUUGUUGCCUGCUUUCCAUAACCUUUGGUCAUUAAUAGAACUUAUAUAUCUCUCAGUUAGUAGGCACACUAUGAUUGGUCCUGAUGAAGGUAUAAACAUCCUACCAAUGUUGUUUUCUCAAUCCAUACUGUAAAUUACAGAACCUUGUUUAUCCACUUGCAUUCAUGACCUGCACGCUUCUCGCUUGCGCUGAAAAUCAAAGCAGAAAAAACUAGGUCCAUAACUUAUGGUGCAGACCUGGAACUGGGUUAGUAAGAGGCAUUUAUAUUCUUACCUUUGAUGCUGACACUUGACAAUCCUUGACAUUCUCCAUGGAAACACUUCUCAGAAACACAACAAGGCUCAAAUACAUUUGGGAUAGUCACCGGUCAUGUUGACUGGCGAGAGAAAUUAUAGCUCGGUCAUAUCUGUCUUCUCACACUAUCAAAGUAUGAAUGUCGUAGCUUAACAAACCAAAACAUAAAGUGAAAAAAGAUGAAUGUCCUCUUGAUCAGAACUUGUAAUGUUGUGAAAAUGUAUUGUUUUUCUGGUCGCUAAUGUUUACAAGUCCGGUCAAAAUGGCCGUCCAGCAAAUCGAAAGUUUGUUCAAACAAAUGGCCAUCUUAGCCGGACAUUAUUGGUUGACCGGCCGUUAUUUUGUGCCCUGCACAAUCUACACAAUUCUUUGUACAUGUGCUCUCAUUGCUACCCUAUCCUUCCCCUGCACUAGUCUAGAGGGGCACUGAUGAUACCAAUGGGUCAUUAAUUUUUGGUUUUCAGGAUAACCUGAAAGAAACAGAAGAGAAAUACAGGAAAGCAAUGGUGUCUAUAGCUCAGUUGGAUAAUGAAAAGCAAGCUCUCUUGUAUCAAGUGGACUGUUUGAAGGACAGGUACAACACUAUUAUAUUGCACCUUUAUGACAUUUUAGUAUAAAAUUGAUAAUAAUAAUAACUUUAUUUCUUUUAUUAUUAUAUUAUUAUUAUUAUUAUUAUUAUUAUUAAAGUUAAUGUUAAUGUUGGCAAGCAAUAUCAUGUUAGCCUGCAGAUCACUGUGUUUUACCUCAUGUGGUAUCUACUCACUUUGCACUUUGCCUAAUAAUAUUACACAAGUAUGCCCUCCAAUUCGAGACUUUCCUUCAUUGCUGCAAGUUCAAGCAGCAAAGUUAACCCCCCUCACCCUUCCAUUAUUGGAGGCUUCCCGUAGUUGCUUGUUUUGUUUUCAGUUCCACCAUUUCUUUUGAUGCAUUUAAAUGCAAUUUAAAGGAGUUAACAACUAAGAGCACCUUGAGUGCCUGAGGUCAGCAGUCUUUAGCAUGCGCAUGCCCAGGAGCUGGUUACGUCAAUCAUCUGAUUCAUUGGCGCGUUCAGUUUUCCUUUGUGCCAGUGGAAGCCCCUGGAGUGCUCCAGGCACCCAACCUCCAUUUUAUCAAUGCAGUUGCUAAAUUGCUUUUAAGUUUAACUGUCUUGGUGUUCUAUGAAAAAAUUAAGGGCUGGGAAUUUCUGCGGGGAAAGGCAUCCCUUAAGCCUUGUGCUGAAGCCCUGUCAGGGAAAAGCAUGGGAAUUCUGCUGGACUUGGUUAACUUGGCCAAGGAUAUAACCCCUAGCCACAUGGGUGUUUGAACCAUGUUCGCCAUGCAGUACACGGCACAAGGCGCCUCUUCUGCAUGACACUAUAUGCGGAGACCCCUCAUCUGGUGGGUUAUCUGGGAAUUGGUGAGUUCUAUCUGAGCUGGCUUUUCUCUGCCCAACUUUGCCCAUCAAAGCCUUAUGUAUUUCAUUUUUUCUUUGUCGGUGCACCAUAACAUUAAUAGAAUAUGAAUAUCAGUGCACUGGCAUAUGGCUUGCCAUAAUGUAACUCUUUUGACUGUUUUUACUUUUGUUUGUAGGCUGGUUGAGGAAGAGGAGAUUUCGGGUGAAGUGAAGGCUGAGUUUAAAGAAAAAACAAAGGUACUGAAAAAUGGUUUAUUCUGUUGUUUGUUUGUUUGUUUGCUUGUUUUAUUCGCCACACAAUAAUGGAAGUUACAAAUGAUAUAACUAAGAAAUGUAGAAGUGGCAAGGAGACCUAACAGAAACUAUAGAGCCUUAUGAGCGGUUAGGUCUCCUUGAACUACAGGCUAUCUACAAUCGGCGACAAAAUUGUUGAGACAUUGUACUUAAAUAGGGUGACUUCGGAGAACAAAAGAAUCCGCACCCCUCCCCUGUCCCCUCCAUUCAAAGUUGGGGUGUUUGUUGUUUUCUAUAGGUAGCUAGAACAAGGGCCCAACAUUGUACGGAGGGGAUGGGGGAGGAAAGCUAUAUUUCCUCCUUUUGAAGUUCAAAAAACGUAAAAAAGCCUACUUUUGGGCGAAGUGUCUCAACUCAUUUUGUCGCCGAUUGUAGCUGUUUUCCUCAAUUGAAGACAAGUUGGGGUAAAGUCAAAAGUGGAAAUGAUUUAAAAUUGGUUGUCAUACUAACCGGGACUUGAUAAUUUAGUGUUUAGUAUUUUCUUAAAGAGAAUGAGAGUUGAUGUCUUCAUUGUCAAGUGAGUUAAAAAACUUGGGUCCUUGAACAAUAGCGCAGAACUAAUUCAUGAAUGACAACUGAGCUUACUUUGUUACAAUAUUAGGGCUAAACAUUCAUAGAAAUGGGCUGGGAAAAAAUUGCCUGGUUAAAUGUAAUUUGGCAUAAAGUCAUGACAAACAGAAAGAGGAGAUAAGCAUUAUUCAGCACAUCAUCACUACGAAAUUACCCAAUCAACAAUGUGAAAAAGUUAUUAUGUCUGUUAUGGUGUUCAUUUUCAGGAAAACAGUAAACUUCAAAAGACCAUCAAAGGGCAUGAAGAGGAGAUUAAGAAGCUGAAGGAGGCUAUUGAAUUUAGAGAUAAUUUCCUGGCGGUAAGUCAUGUUCUAACUUAUCAUUCUGACAACUAAAUACACAGUGGACAAACAAUGAAAAUAGACAGUGAGUCAUGAAAAAAAACAGGGGGAAAAUAAUAAUUAGUGGUUCAACUCAUGCUUAUGGUUGAAGCUGUUUAAGGUGGCUCGAUACAGUUUUUAAGGGUCAAUGCCUCCCAAGUUUGAGCAUAAACUACAGACAUCGCCAUAAAAAAAGAUUUGGAAUAAUUGCCACCACAGUUGUAUUAGGUAAAGAUGAAAAUUUGUUCUGAUAUUAUUAUUAUUAUUAUUAUUAUUAUUGAUCAGGGUGCCAUUGGAGUAGUCAUAGCAACAAAAUGAUGCCAUUACCUAUUUUAAUUGCACUGUAAACUGUUCUGACAAAAUUGUUCACGGGAGCUUUUUCCUCCAAUAGCCACUAUGAUGUUCGUGAAAUUUAAGUAAAAUCUGUAAGGGCAUUGUUGAGAUCUAUAUUAUUAAUUGCAAUUAUUUUUCUAGUAGUUAAUCCAGCUUGGUAGGUGUACGGGCUCAAUCUGCUGAAAUGAAUUGAAACCAAAUGAUACUUGAAAUCUUAGACCUCUAGUAGUCCCUUACUUCAAUCAACAGGGCUCAAGAAAAGGCCCGUCUGGUAGUCGAGGACGGGUAGAUUUUUUUUUCUGCAACUAACACUCUCAAGCUUACUUGUCCAGCAGGCAGGGUCAAAGCCAGUCAUCCACUAACAAAAUCAUUAACUAAGACACGCAAGAAGUGGCCCGGGCGGGCAAAAUGUGGGAGCUACUUACCCAAAGGAUAUGGUGGAUUUCAAUUUUUUUUUUAGCUCUGAAUCAAGGGGUAGUAAAACAUGAAAAAUACCACAAGCAUGCACGAAAAUCACCAAGCACAUGGAAUAAAGAAAAUGAUGCAUGUUUUUUCCUCAUCUUUUGAGGGGCGGGUCAUAGGCUUUGUCAUUCUCAUCAAUAUGUUGUGAUUUUUGUGCCGUUUCAGGAGCGGGGGCUUUCUCUUUAUGAGGAUCAGGAAAUCAAGGAUGAAAGUGUUGAAUCCAACACAGCGACACUUAGAGAUGCGAUUAGCUUAGCUGUUCCUGAUGAAACUUCUUCAGGUAAAAAUGUACCGUACCACUGUAAAUAAAACCACAUAGCGUGAUAGGAGUCUGCUUCCUCAAUUAAAAUGCUAAACUACCCAUUAAACAGGCACAAUAUUAUGGUUGUUUCUGUAAAAUUAUUGUACAGGGGAUGGUUUGGGAGGCAUAAACCCUGACACCCUCCCCUCAAAACAUUUUUUUACAUAUGAAAGCAAGAUGGCCACCCAAACCGGUAAGAGCUCAAUCCUGAUGAAAAGAAUGGGGACUGUGAACAGUCUAGUGAUUUAUAAAGUUUAACAUGUUCCUCUUUGUUAUUGAUGACACAGACCGAAGUAGUGAGCCCCCCAAAAGUCGCUCGAACAGUCGCCGUCCCUCCUUAUCAGAUGAAAAAGAAGUUUUAGUCUUACAGGUAAUCAAUUUAGUUCUAUUUGUUAUGUACAAGAAUAGAGCAAAUAAAUCCAGUUGAAUUUUAAUAGGCCUUGAAAGUCUGGAAUUGUUUGGAUUCUAUUCAUUUUAUGUUAAAUACUUUGGGCGUGAUAGAUUCAACCGAAAUUUCUGGAAAUUUCGGUCCAAAACUCAAUGGAUCAGUUUGGUCCAACCAGAAAAGUUUCGAAAAAACGGUUCCACCUUUUGAGGUGGACCACUUUUCCCGGUCGGACCAGUUGGAAUUUUGGUUGAAUGGAUCGCACCCUUUAGGCCACUUAAGGCCACUGUUAACGUUGUUACAACAAAACUUGCUUGUAGAACAUUGUAAACAAAACAUAGCAGUUUUAAUUAGACUUUUUUUCCAUCUGUAGAUUAAGAAUCUUCAAGCUGAAGUAUUAUCUUUGAAGAAAGAAGAGUCUGAUAUGCCUAAAACGAUAACAGCUGAUUUAGAGGAACUUAGAAGUAAGUUGGUCUAUUCUUACAACUGUACACAUUGAUCAGUGAGGUGCUGUUUGACCCCAUUGAUCCAUACAUUGCUAAAUCCCCUACAUUUACUCUUAAAUUACAAGUGCUAACACGAACCAAUUUUGUGUACCUUGGGCCUAAUUCUUGUUGGAAGGUGAUGGUAAUGUUCACUUUUAAGAACUUGUGACAGCUUCUAAGAAUGUUUCAGAGCUUGUUUAAGUGGGGGGAGUUUUGGCAAUUAAAUGAAAGUGAAUACAACAAAGAUGUUUGUGAAGAGUUAAAAUCUGAGCGCAAAACCUACGUAUACCCGUCCUUCUAACAAAAUCUCUACACCCUUGCCGUUAAUUUCCUCUGUGUACUACCUUUACCUUUCUUAAUAUCUCUUCCACUGCUGCAAUCAAAAUGUAAUGACUAAUUCUAACCGUGAAACAAUGUCUUAAUGAUUCCAUCCUUGCAUUAUCAACCACUUUCAAUAAAUCGCUGACUAAUAAUUUGUAACAGUUAAUCGCUUACCUCAUCUGUGGUUAAUUUCAUUCACUUACUAGAAUUCAUUAAAUUAAUUUCCAUUUUUUUUUGUUUUUUGUUUUUUGCACUUUAUCACGUUACUUCCUGUUAUCACUGCUAAUAUAUUUAACACCUCAGUGUGAUAGCAUCAGUUCACUAACAUUCAGAAUGGUUACUUAUACCAUACGUUAUCAAAACCAGUGCCAUUCUUUUUAGUUAUGAAACCCAACAACUUCUUUAUUGUGACUGCUUGUUUGAUAUGGACGAGAGUAGGCAUCAGCCCUCGCUCAUCUCCCGUUAAUAAGAGUGGCCCAACAUCAAUUUCCCGUUAACAAUCUUAAUACUUAAUUAACAGAAAACUCAAAAGGCUAUGAGAACGAACAAAAUGACCACCAAGAGGGAAAUGCCAUUAUUAAUAAAAAUUAAUAAGAACUUCAUUCAAAUGAUUCUUUAAGGAAAUGUAUGAGGAUAAGUGGAGAAUUUGAAUGUGAAUAUUGGGGCUUAAAGGUCAGUACACACUAGGUAACGGAGUAACGUGUUGCUGCAACUAGUCGCCCGACCUGUACAUAUGGAGUGAUUUGUCACCGCGACUUGUUGCGUAGUGUGUUCGUGGAAAAGGGACAUCUGGAUGGAUGUAUGGUCAACUACUAUCCUUUCUGGAUAUCUGAAUGACAUCCUAAGCAAAGCCCUUCCCUCCCCCAACCCCGAAACCACCCCCACCCCUCCUGCCCUUCUCCCUCUUUACAAAGAAUUUUGUCGAGAAUAGGGGAUAUGAUUAGUCCUUCAGCUUUAUGACUUCUUAGACUGCAAAACAGCCCGGUCCAGGCACUUUACAUGGCUAAAAUCUCAUGCCUUGCAAAACCGAUUUUGAGGGGAAAACGACUGUUUUGCAGUGUAAUGACUGUUCUUCUCACCUUGCAACAGAUGCAUUAUCUUCACUCUUCCCACACAAGGACAAAUCUGUACAAACUGGAAGACAAACACAGUUGAAGACCGCUGUCUCUCCCCCUUGGGCGUCGCUCUUUUUUACUACAGGUUGUUACGACAAUUGCAGGCAUGGGUACCGUUUAACCGUUCCUUAAUUCCGUUUUUUCCAUUUUCUUUUUCUUCAGGAGAAUUUAGUAGGCAAAUAAAUGAUUUCAAAAUAAAGCUGCAAAAAGCUGAGCAAGACAAUGCACGGCUUGAAGGACUUGUAAGUAGAUUAUGAGAUUCUGGGAACUUUCCACCGACCCCUCCCCUAAACCAACAUAUUGCCCUAUGGAAGAAGUUAGCGUUAGUGAUGGUAUAGGGGAGGGGUAGAUGGACUGAACGACCUUGUCACUCAAUCAAGACGCGUAAUACACCUUGAACUUUUCAAAUCCCGUAAUUUAAUCAUUCAAAUGAAACCUUUUUCAGCAGUACUUUCACAUGGUACUAUUUAUUUAGUGCAUAUAGUCCUAACUUUUGAGUCUGUGGACGAAAUCCUAUGUUGUUACCAUUCAAAUGAAACCUCUUAAGCGGUACUUUCACAUGAUACUAUUUAUUUUUCAGAAUUUUACAAAAUGAAAUUUGGAAAUUUUUAAGGGAAGGUGCUCCUGGGAGUGAAAUAAUAGAAAAUGAUUCUAAAUGCCCUGCCCAUCUCACCCCACCAUGUUUUCCCCUUGUAAUCGUAAGGGCUUCCGUGACCGCACCAAUGAAGGUGACACCCACGAGCCGAGUAAAAGUGGCCUUUAAAUUAGCUUGGGACCAGGCUCCGCCGUGUGGGAAAAAGGCGAAAAACGGGGUGAAAUAGAAAAAAUAUCGGCGAGCGAAGCGAGCCGAGCGGUUGCCUGGCGCCCUUUUCCCCUUCCCAGAAUAGCUCUCGGCUGACUUCGCCCGCCAAUUUUUUUUUUUUCGCCCACGCUGAUUUUUUUCACCUUUUUCCCCCAAUGCGGAGCCUGGUCCGAGGCUACCUUUGAAUAAAACCGCUAGAUUCUGGACUCUGGCUUAAUCAGUAGGUUGAGUAGGGAGUCGUUCGUAGGAUCGAACAAAUAAGUUUAUCUUGAGUGAUGCUGUGUUUUAAAGCAGUCGUCAAAUCCCACACUUUACGGUUAAAGUAGAAAAACUGUUACAAAUUAUUAUUCAGCUUCAUUGUUAUUGGAGAACUUAAAAUUUCUUUAGCAAGGCGUGUUCUUAUGGUGUAUUCAUUCCUCCUCUGUAUUUGCCCUUCUUUUCGACUGUCGCCGUCGUUGUAACAAGUGAUGUAAACGUAGUGGGAUUUGUAUUGUUUUCCAGGUGGCGAGAUUGGAAAGCCAGGUGAAACGCUACAAGACUCAAGCGGAGGCCGCGGUAAGUUUUACAAAUACCUUUUUCGUGAAGGUUGUUUGUCAAUGCGUAGUUUUCUUACACGUUCCCCUCUGCGUCGCUAGCGAGAUUUGUAAGCGAGUACUGUAGCUUGUUGGCGGCGGAGCCAUGAGAAGAUUGGGAGCAGGUCUAAUUCCCUGGUGUCUUCGCCGCUCGCAAAAAACCUUCGAGGACGUUUGGCCACUCGCUUCGUCCCCGGGCAGUACAAUCCCGCCUUCAGCUCAGGCUAUAUUAGCUUACGGGCUUGCCCAAUUUGGUUUUCUCUCCACGCGUGUGGCGGGCGAAUUUUUUACACGGCUUACAUCACUCGCCUUUUACGUGCGUAAGUCCUCGUCGGCAUGCUCUGCGCAGGCUUCAUUACCCGUUACGUUUUUUAGAUUUUCAUGCAGUGCUUCUUACUAGGCGCGAGCUUUAGCAACGGCAACGAGAACAACAAACAAGCAAUAGGUUUAGACUGGCAAAAUAACAACUUUGCACCUGCAACACACUUUUUUUAAAAUUUCCUUGCCGUCACUGCACGUCUACGAAGACGUGAAAAUCGCUAUUUUUACGUUUUAUGGAGGACGUAAACAAGCCUCGACAAAUUUUUCUAUUUCUUUCUAAACUUGCGUUUGGCCCCCAAGAAACAAAGUCCAGGGAAUUCGCCUACUUUUGGCAUUUUCAGCAAACUGGAAUAAACGCGACAAAGUUGGAAAAACUGGUGCGAAUUCAUUUUUAUAGUGACGUUUUCGCUGCCUUUGCCGUCGUCGAUGCUAAAGUCCCCGCUGAGAUAAGGCGUUGCGUAAAAGUCAUGCAGUUGCAUAGAAUACGGACAUAAGACAGGAUCGUUUAUAUUGGAAGACUUCUGCUCUAAAUUUUUUUAUCACUGUGAUUUGAUGUUCAACUUUGUAAUUUUCCUGUAGGAAGCAACGGAGGAUUCACUGAAGGCUGAGAAGCGAAAACUUCAGCGAGAGGUGUGUUAUUCAAUUCUUUUUCUUACUAACGUGCACUGUAGGCGUGUUUUCGGGUGCGCGAAUGUUUUUGCGCGCGUAACCGCUUCGUUGAAUUCUAAAACAGUCGGAGAGUUGGGGCGACUCAAAGGGGACAAGGAGAGAAAACAGAAACCUUUCUUCUUCUCUCCCGUUCUUGUAGAAGAGGCAGGUCAACAAUCUAAAUUGAUUAUCUGCAAAGGGGAUUAUAACCUAUCACUGUCGAUUUGAGGGAAAAACUAGAAAUAAAUAAAUAAAAUGCUAUAAAAUAUCUGUUAGUCCUGUGAAGGGAGAUUCUCACAGCUUUUUUAAAGGACUUGGCGUCUCUUGCCUCAAUUACACUUGCGAGAAGUUUGUUCCGGUCUUUCAUUUUCUCGUCAGAAAGCUGUAUUAUUUGUAAGUGUUUGUUUGGUUACCUAAAAUAAGUCAGUUUUUAAACUUUUUCGCGCAGAAGUUCAAAUAUUUAAUCUCGUUUGUCACCUUUUUUUUGCUUUUUUGUUUUCUUUUUUUGCAGCUUCGUAAGGCACAAGACGAAAUAGGUGAAUUACAGACGGUCAAUGAUCAUCUACAGAAAAGAUUCGAUAAACUAAAGAGUAAGCGAAAGGAUGAUACGUAGUGCUCAGUACUGUUAUAGUUUAGGACAUUGAUUUCUGGUGAAAGGAAUCGCAGAUAUACUUGCAAUUAAACAGAAGGUUCGAUUCAAGGAAGGCCAAGAAAAUAGCUGAUAAAACGCAUCAGCAAAGAUCUUACAGGCCUCCGUCGGUAUUGGCUACAAUUCGUCACCCAUCAAUCUUGAUGGAGUAAAUGGAGACAAUUCGUGCGUUCCUGUCGCUUAAAAACUAUUUUACAAAAAUACUUCUUUGAGUGACUGGGAAAGUACGUUUUUCAUUCGUUAAAAACAGGAAAAAAAACUUAUAAUGUAAUUCUAAGUAAGAUAGAAAGUAAUUUUGUAUGCGCGAGUUUGUUUUAUAUUUUUGAAUUAGUGGUCGAUGAGAUGUAUGUAGAGGCUUUGGUUGAGUACCCGAUGUAAUUUUCACCGUGGUGAUUUGUACAAAAUCUCGCGUCACUGUUUGAACCAAUCGGAAAUAAAAGCUCGCCCGCACGAUUUUUCCCGCGCUUUGUGCUGGCUACCUGUGUUUCACUUCUGAUUGGUUCAUUUAAUUGUGAAACUCUGCUUUGAUUGGCCAGAGUGAGUACCUUGGUUUUGCUCAGGCGCAAUUACCAGCCGCUGUUCGAGAGAUGCUCCUGCACUCCUCCCAAAUCUAACGUUCGUUUCUUUUCGGGAGGGUCGAAGACCAGACUCGAUAAAACGGCGGAAAUCAAGCCCAGAGUCUACGGUGGUCUGUUAAAAGGGAGAACACUGAUGGGACACGUUCGAUCUGAUUUGAAAACUGCUUUAUGUAACACAUGUAGCAAGUGCGGUAUGACUGAGUGAAGAAAACUAAUUUGUCAUUUACUUAUCCCACACCUAAACUCACCUAAGUGACAUUAAAGAAUCCAUAUGAAGGGAAUUUAUUUCCGACGGUUUAAUUAAUUGCAC